CGGCAGCUGCUCAAACCAGUUGUUGCAUGGAUUCUUUAUUCGCCUAAAUGCUGGGCUGGUAUGGGGGCCUGGCUUUGUGCUGUGCUGUCUAGCGGAGGAAAAUAAACCAUGAUGGCUGAUGGAUGCUGCAGGAUGGACAGAGGCAGGGGGAAGGCUGCAGCGGAGCCCGCACACAGACCCACAUACGCUCCUGCUGCUCAGCAGUAUGUGCAGACCCAGAGCCAGAGCCAGAGCCAGAGCCAGGCCAAUGACAUCCAGGAGCUAGCCUCCAAACGCGUCGACAUCCAGAAGAAACGCUUCUACCUGGACGUGAAGCAGAGCGUGCGCGGACGCUUCCUGAAAAUCGCCGAGGUGUGGAUCGGCCGCGGGCGCCAUGAUAACAUCAGGAAGAGUAAGCUGACCCUGUCCAUGGCCAUGGCGCCGGCGCUCCGCUACUGCCUGGGGGACUUCAUAGACUACUACGCCCGGAUCGGACUGCGGGGCGGGGGGGUGGGGGGGGUGGGCCUCGCGCCCGAAGAGCACGGCGGCGGCGGCGGCGGCAACAACGGCCAGGGCCGCGCGCACGAGCCCCGCAGGAGAGCGGCGCACGAGCAGCAGCAGCAGCAGCCGCACGCGCCGCCGUCUCCCACCGGCUCUGCGGCGUCCGACGACCACGCGCACCGGGUCCUCAAGAGCGAAUUCAUCGAGAGAGACAACCGAAAGUACUUCCUGGACCUGAAGGAGAACCAGAGGGGCCGGUUCCUGCGCAUCCGGCAGACCGUCAGUAAAGGCCACGGCACCAUGGGCUACUACGGACAGGGCAUCGAACAGACCAUCGUCCUGCCCGCGCAGGGGCUCAUCGAGUUCCGGGACGCGCUGUCCCAGCUCAUAGAAGACUACGGAGACGAGGACGGGGACGAGCAGCGGGGCCGAGGACUGGGCAACCGGAACCACGACGACAGCCCCGAGCUCCCGGAGGCGGCGUCCUUCCGCGUGGACAACAAGAGGUUUUACUUUGACGUGGGCUCGAACCGGUACGGUGUGUUUUUAAAGAUUAGCGAAGUACGGCAGCCUUACCGGAACACCAUCACGGUGCCGCUCAAAGCCUGGGCCCGGUUCGGAGAGAACUUCAUCAGGUACGAGGAGGAGAUGAGGCGGAUCUUCAGCUGUCACAAAGAGAAGAGGACAGACGGACGGCAGGACAGCGACGAGCACGAGGACUGACCUGUCUGUCCGUCUGUCUGUGUCACGUGCAUGUUUUAGGGGUUGUGUUGUGAAGAAAACGGCCACAGACGGAACAGUACCGUCAACCCUCUGCAUCAUGUAGG
Messenger RNA from Sphaeramia orbicularis (orbiculate cardinalfish), 1307 nucleotides. RefSeq names its product purine-rich element binding protein G (gene purg). Bases 109 to 1203 code for a protein of 364 amino acids. Gene Ontology annotation, biological process: regulation of transcription by RNA polymerase II. The transcript has 2 exons. Lineage: Eukaryota; Metazoa; Chordata; Actinopteri; Kurtiformes; Apogonidae. Gene Ontology annotation, molecular function: DNA-binding transcription factor activity, RNA polymerase II-specific; purine-rich negative regulatory element binding; RNA polymerase II transcription regulatory region sequence-specific DNA binding. The record is from RefSeq and is a predicted model, not a curated record. Gene Ontology annotation, cellular component: nucleus.